Messenger RNA from Ylistrum balloti, 729 nucleotides. RefSeq lists its product as uncharacterized. The transcript is spliced from 4 exons. Bases 1 to 729 code for a protein of 242 amino acids. The record is from RefSeq and is a predicted model, not a curated record. Lineage: Eukaryota; Metazoa; Mollusca; Bivalvia; Pectinida; Pectinidae.
AUGACGAUGGAAGGGCUUUCCCUGUUACUAUGGAUCAUGGUUGCUAUGACGACAGAUGUUGGAUUCGCCCAGGAGACAGAUAUGUUCGAUUUCUCCAAUAUAGAUGAGCCAAUGGAUGGAUUCGGUAGCACGCCUGUCAAAUCUAGAAUAGACAAAUGUCGCUCCAACCGCCAUGUGUGCAGUACAAUCCUCAGGUAUCCAGGUAACCAGACGUUCAGUGAUGGUGUACACUGCCUAUGCCCCGGAUGUACAGAGGAAUGGGGCGAGAACGACAACCAAUCGUUUACCUGGGUCCAUUACGAACGACAUGAGCAACUGGUGCAGUACCGGUUUUGUAUUCCGGUCAUGCCAGAACGCACGUGCGACAAGGAUGAUUUGGCUGUAGUCAUGGAAACAGAGACUUCUAACUGGCGAGUAUACAUGGCCAUGGCCAGAUGUAAGUGUCCUAACAACGUGUUUCAGUUGUCAAACUGGUGGAAACGUAACAAAGUGUGGAUGUAUGAAUACGGCUGUCAGAAGAAAUCUUGUGAAAAAAACAAUUCAUUAUGUUCAAAAAUCUACAUAGACAAAGUUCACGAUUCGGCUCUUGGAUAUGAAUUUCAAUGCGCAUGCCCAACAGGAUAUAACUGCCCAAGUGAUCGGGAACCGGAAAUGGAAUCCCUUGUUGAUCAUAUUGGCCAUUAUGUGCCUAUGUACUGCCGACCAGCACGAAACAGUGGACAAGUAUGA